CGGAUGGGUCCAAGGCUUCCCCGCUAGCCCAGAAGCGAGCAGAGGCCGGGCUGCUGCGGGAAGGCAGCACUCCGCAGCACGUGCAAAAGGGGAAGGGGUGGAGGUUGUUAUUGAGAGGAAAAAAAAAUCAGCCACAGCAGAGCUUCAGCUGCCGACAAAGGUUGGCUUGCCACCUGGGGGAACUGGGGCACGAACUGCAGCCACUGCCCAGGAGGUGCCAAGAGGCCCCCCGGUGCCCAGCUGGGGAGGUGCCCGCUACAGAGAGACCCACAGUCAGCGACCAGCACGCAGGACAAGCCCUCCUGGGUCAGGAGCCAUGGCGUGGCCCGCUCCCUGCUGGCUGUGCGUGCUGGGGACGCUGGCAAGCCUUUCAGCAACAUCAGCCUUGGACGGCUGUCCAGAGGGACAAUACCGGGCCCAAGGACAACAGUGCUGCCGGAUGUGUGAGCCAGGCACAUUCUUGGUGAAGGACUGUGAAGAACACACACAGGCCACGCAGUGUAAGCCAUGCAUCCCCGGGGUCUCCUUCUCUCCGGACCACCAUAGCCGGCCCCACUGUGAGAGCUGCCGCCACUGCAACUCUGGUCUUCUCAUCCAUAACUGCACCAUCACCACCAAUGCCGAGUGCACCUGCCCCAGUGGCUGGCAGUGCAGGGACAAAGAGUGCACUGAGUGUGAUCCUCCUGCACACCGCUCACUGACCACCCAGCCUUCUCAGGACCCAGGCCGACGACAACAGACCACUCACUUACCUUAUGCCGAAAGGACGCCAGAGGCCAGGGUAGACAGGCCUGGACAGACUCCAGCUGACCUGCGGCAGCUGCCUGCUCCGGAUGUUCCAACCCACCGGCCAGCACACAGGUCCCCUUGCAGUUCAGACUGCGUUCACAUUGCUGUCAUCUUCUCCGGAAUGUUUCUUGUUUUCACCGUGGGUGCAACCCUGCUUCUCCAUCAACAGAGAAAAUACGGUUCAAACAAAGGAGAGGGCGCAGGGGUACCUGCCGAGUCUGGAACCUACAGCUGCCCCAGGGAGGAGGAAGGCAGUGCCAUCCCUAUCCAAGAGGAUUACCGGAAACCAGAGCCUGCUUAUUACCCCUGAGCCUGCACUGGGGUGCAGAUGGGGGGUGAGAGGGGGCAUGAGGGGGGCGGUAGGCUCAUCACUGCAAGAAAACCCUCACCUCCACCCCCCCUACCACAGGCCAGCCAGAGAAUGAGAUGGGGCAGCCUCAGUGUUGGGACCACCCUCUCGCCAGGACCCUUUCUGGUGUAACAGACUGGACCAAGUAUGCCUUUUUGAGACUGGCAGUGACAAAGACAGGAGCCCUGGGUAUGCCCUGGCCCAGCCAGCUUCGCUCCUGCUGCAAGGCCCUGGCUGCAACAUGCACUUGUAGCCUGGAAAGCCUCAUGUACUGUUCUUGCUGACCUGCAAAAUAAAGUGAGGGACCACCAGCGCUCCAGCUUUCUCUCUGGAAGUCCCAACCUCAGCUGGCAGCCUCUCCUGGUCUCUACAGGAAGACCAGCGGUCUAAGGGAGGAGACUUCUCCCUCUAAUCUGCACUGGGACCGACCAAGGGGAAGAGGAG
This is a messenger RNA of Ochotona princeps (American pika), 1582 nucleotides long. RefSeq names its product CD27 molecule (gene CD27). The coding region runs from base 317 to 1099 and encodes 260 amino acids. Gene Ontology annotation, molecular function: transmembrane signaling receptor activity; protein binding. Gene Ontology annotation, cellular component: external side of plasma membrane. NCBI's taxonomy places the organism in Eukaryota, Metazoa, Chordata, Mammalia, Lagomorpha, Ochotonidae. Gene Ontology annotation, biological process: positive regulation of T cell differentiation; negative regulation of apoptotic process; positive regulation of B cell differentiation. The transcript is spliced from 6 exons. The record is from RefSeq and is a predicted model, not a curated record.